AUGUCUUUCCACGUUAACGAGACUGCCUCGAGGAUCUCCACCUCAAGCGAUGAAGUCCCCCUUCCACAACAACGACGACAAAGGACUUGCUACGAGCACCUCGCAGGUAUCCUGCGCAACAUCAAAGACUGGAUUCCCGGACACACUCCCCCUGGAACCGAAGAUCUUCCAACCCUCUCUAUCCUUGUUGUAAACCAGCCGCGAGAAGCAGCAACAUCAGUUCCAGUCCCUCAACCCAGCUUCACGGCCCCUCCCGCGAUGAGAGCCGCGGACGAUUUCCGGCCGGACUUUGGAACGCAUGCAAGCCCUUCGCGAAUGCUCGGAACUCUGGCUCCUGCUCCCCCACCUGUAGAGAGCGAGGAAGAGGGUAUCGAAGAGGACCUGCGGAAGCAGAAGGCGACAGGCGAGAAGAUCAACAUCGGAAACACCAAGCCCAAGGACAAGGAUGUCGAGGCGACUGCCACCACUGCUCGCAUUCGCUAUGCUCCCACACUUGGGUACCCCACGGUUGCCGAUGUGCCCACUGCGAAGCGAAGAAGACCUGCCGCCAGGCCUCCUACGAGACGUGGCAUCGCCGCGGCGGGCAUUCCAACUAUCGUGGUCCAUGCACCUCCCAACGAGCUGGACCCUCUAGGAGCUGCAAGCGAGCAAGACGGAGAGAUGGAGAUGCCGAGCACUCCAAGUUUGAAGCCUGUCACGGACUCUUUGAGCUCUAUCUCGGAGGAGGACAUAGAGAUGUAG
Molecule: messenger RNA, 741 nt
Organism: Microstroma glucosiphilum
Lineage: Eukaryota; Fungi; Basidiomycota; Exobasidiomycetes; Microstromatales; Microstromataceae
Exons: 1
Coding region: 1-741 (246 amino acids)
Source: RefSeq, a predicted model, not a curated record